AUGCCCUCCCCCAUCUCCCUUGCAUGGGCAGAGCAACUGGACCGCAUAGAAGAGGGCCUGGACCAGAUCAACAAGGACAUGAAGGAGGCUGAGAAAAAUCUAACUGACAUGGCCAGGUGUUGUGAGCAACUUGAGCGGACUGAGGAAGGGCUGGACCACAUUAACCAGGACAUGAGGGAAGCUGAGAAAAACCUUACAGAUCUGGGCAAAUGCUGCGGUCUGUGCUCCUGUGAUAAACUAAAGGACUUCGGAGCAAGUGGGGCGUAUAAGAAGGUUUGGGGUAAUAAUCAAGAUGGGGUGGUGUCUAGCCAGCCCUCUUCUCGAGUUGUGGAUGAAAGAGAGAAGAUGACCAUGAGCGGUGGAUAUAUUAGAAGAGUGACAAACGAUGCAAGGGAGGAUGAAAUGGAGGAAAACUUGGCACAGGUCGGCAGUAUCCUUGGCAACCUCAGAAGCAUGGCACUUGACAUGGGCAAUGAAAUCGACACUCAGAACGUCCAGAUUGAACGCAUACAGAGCAAGGCCAUGGUCAAUGAAUCCCGCAUCAAUGAGGCCAAUCAGAGGGCCACAAAGCUAAUAGCAAGAUAA
Molecule: messenger RNA, 585 nt
Organism: Sinocyclocheilus grahami
Lineage: Eukaryota; Metazoa; Chordata; Actinopteri; Cypriniformes; Cyprinidae
Product: synaptosomal-associated protein 25-like
Exons: 5
Coding region: 1-585 (194 amino acids)
Biological process (GO): synaptic vesicle fusion to presynaptic active zone membrane; synaptic vesicle priming; exocytosis
Cellular component (GO): SNARE complex; plasma membrane
Molecular function (GO): syntaxin binding; SNAP receptor activity
Source: RefSeq, a predicted model, not a curated record